Messenger RNA from Haliotis rufescens (red abalone), 3637 nucleotides. Its product is annotated as aquaporin-4-like. Gene Ontology annotation, biological process: transmembrane transport. NCBI's taxonomy places the organism in Eukaryota, Metazoa, Mollusca, Gastropoda, Lepetellida, Haliotidae. The transcript has 6 exons. Gene Ontology annotation, molecular function: water channel activity. Gene Ontology annotation, cellular component: plasma membrane. The coding region runs from base 100 to 975 and encodes 291 amino acids. The record is from RefSeq and is a predicted model, not a curated record.
GCACGAGCAAUAGAUGCUGCUUGCUCGCCUUGAGUCGUCUGCUCGAACACGGUGCUUGUUCUACACAAUAAUUACAUCUUUGCUCAUCGGAUAAUUACUAUGGAGGGGUAUUUCAUUUACGUGGCCAACAAACUUGAUUCAAUAAGGUUCGGCCCUAGUUCAGGUGGAAAAUUAUUUGAUUUGCGAGAGGUAAAAACUCUUUCAUUUUGGAGAGCAGUUUCAGCCGAAUUUUUGGCGACGAUGAUGUUUGUUUUUCUCGGAUCUGCGUCUGCGAUUUUCGACAGCGAUAAAGUCAAGAUAUCCCUUGCGUUCGGCCUAGCCAUCAUGGCAAUGAUCCAGAUGUUUGGUCACGUGUCCGGCGGCCACAUCAACCCCGCAGUCUCCAUCGCCAUGGCGGUGUCCAUGAACAUCUCCGUGUUGAGGGCGUUCCUGUACGUCGUGGCUCAGACUAUAGGUGCUAUCAUCGGGGCAUUCAUUCUCAAGGGCGUUACGCCUUCGGCUUUCCACGGGAACCUGGCCGUCACCAAUAUCAACAGCGCCCUGGGGGUCACCCAGGCUCAGGGCUUUGGGGUGGAGUUGCUCCUGACCUUUACCCUCGUCUUCGUCAUCUACGGCACCGUUGACGCCAACAGGCCAAACUUCGGCAGCGCCUCAUUGGCCAUUGGUCUAACAGUUGCUAUGGGUCACUUCUCUGCGAUCUCCUACACUGGGGCGAGUAUGAACCCCGCACGGUCUCUCGGAUCAGCUGUCGCCUCCAACUCUUAUGCAAACCACUGGAUUUACUGGGUCGGUCCAAUCGCCGGAGGGGUCCUAGCUUCUGUGCUCUACAAAUGGGUCUUUGAUCCCUACAGGGGCGUACCCACCAUGGCUGAAGGCGCGCAGACUUUGCUGCAAGACGACUCCUUUGUGGCAAUACCACGUGACUAUUUUAAAGAGGGCAAGAAGGAGAACAUGAACGCCUCCUCUAAUCUGUGAUGUCAUCACCUACCUUUCACGUGACAUGCUGACAUAUUUGGCCCGGGGCGUCGUCAGAUGAGAUGACUAGAGAUUGACAUGUCUUUUAUUCCAAAUGAUGGCAUACGUUGUGUGCCUUAGCGUUCCCUCCCUGCUGAACACAUCACAAGCUUUGACCAAAUUCACAACUACAGAAGUGCUCAAACCGAACGGAAUUAUAUUGUUCAAUUCCUUCGUUAUUUCAAUUAUUUUCUCACAUUUCACUUCAUUUGGGUAUCAAGGCACGAGUUACUUUUGAAAAAUAAUUUGUGUUAACUUAUUUUUAAAAAAAAAUAAGAAAUUGAAUCGGAACAAAUUAUAAUUAAAAUGACAGUAUAUACAAGCUGAUUAGUUGGAGACAAUUGGUUCGACAUAUCUUAUGCAGAGUAAUGCCUUAAAACAUAAAGUUGAAGCGCAUGUCCGUAAGUUGUAACUUCAGUGUAAAUGUAGAGCUUUAUGAACGAAUAUCUCUCUUUCUUGAAACCUCAUUCGUAAAAUCAAUAGUCACAUGUAUCUUGGGAUUUCAGUAAUGGACAAAAUGGAGCAUUUUGAUAUCAUAAUGUGUUCUUAUUGUAAACAAAUGUCAUUCAUACUAGCUGAUACAAAGUAUCAGUUUUAUAUAUUUAUGAUGUAUCUAUGGAUAUUAACAUGUUGAUCGUGUUGAAACCUUUUAGCGAAUAUUCCUAUAUUUGUAUGCUCUGUUCUAUGACAUCGUUGUUAUUGUUAUUGUUAUAGUGUUGAAGUGUUCACCUUAAUAUGUUCAAAAACACUUAUUGUGGGUUGAAUUAAUAAUGAUUAAAGAUGAUGUUGAUUAUACUGGUAACACAGGUUAUCAUCUAAGGUGUAACGAAUUUCAAAAGGUAACAUGUUCCAAGCAGGUAAAGAGCAUUCCAUCAUCAAAGUGUUUUGCUUAUUUUCGAUGUCUUUAUGAAAAAUAUAAUUAAAUGAUUCGAUUUAAAUAAAAUGACGUAAACUUAAGGGAUGUAUCUAUGAACAAUGGUAGCAUCAACGCGUGUACUCAUGCAUCGAAUUUUAUUUAGCAAACCAAUUGAUCAAAAACAUUCUUGCAUGUUCCGAUACAUUUCUGGCACGUCUACAUGAAAGACAAAAGUUUGCAAAUCCAAUGUGAAGACGGUUCUGGCUCUCGGUGAUAAUGCCUUUUUCGCUGUUAUCACUGGUAUAGUGAACGAGGUUUCCAUGGGUACUGUAAGUUGUAUGUGCAGGGGGAACAACUGACACAUCUUUGAUAGAGUGUGCUGUGGAUAGGACGUUUGAGCAAUGCAUGUUGUGAUAAAGUAAAUUUUCAUCCAGUAACUCGUCAUCUCAUAUAUGGAAACUUUGUUGUGAAAUAUGGUUCAUGUGUGUUUUCUUUGCUGCGUUGAUAGUUAUGAAUUCCGAUUUUCUCCAGAAACGAAACAAGCCAUAUAGAUUUGUAUUAGACAUAUUUUCAGUUGUCAGUCAUGAGGUGUAAGUUUAAAUACUGACCACAGGAUCUUCUUCUGAAUCAUCUUUCAGAUUUGGAGAAAGUCGGAACAUAUUUAACGUUAAUCAAGUUUGUAAAAGUAUCAUGUACUUCAUAUCUCAUUGAAACAGAGAAUUCAUAAAACGUUCAAAAUGACAUUGUAAUGAAAUAUCUUAAUUUCAGAUAUUUUUCUGCAUAGAAAAGUCACGUAGUUGUGUAUAAGUUCUGAUAGAAAAUGAUUUUAUUCAUUUUUUACUCUUUUUGAUACUUUUUUAUUUUACACACAAUUUAUUCCCUUGUAGAUUCAAAUGGGGUGAUGUUUCGGUAUUUUGUCUUUAAGCACAGUUGUUUUAUUGUGGUACUGCUUGACGAGUAAUUCCGCUUUGACAUUCCUCUGAUAUGAUUCUAAUCCUAUUUAACUGCUUACUGGAUAAUAACCCUCCUACAGAUUGGCUUUGUAAAGAGACACAAAAAAAUCCAUCAGGUUGUCAGAGUAACUGCUAAGUACCUGAGACCAAUACUCAACUUCAGUUUGGCAGAUCUAGUGUCAGUGUACCCAUAUAGACAUGGAUCGAUGCUCAUGAUUUCACCAACUUGUUAGCCUUCUUGGCAGUACUUUAAGGCAUCGCAUGUCUGGCACUUUAUGAUCUGUCAGUAUCAAACCUGUGCUCGUAGGAAUCUCGAAAUUGGUAAACGUGGGACUUCAGACUUUCCUCCCACAUUGAACUUACACCAUGUGAUAGAAAUGAAAUACUUUUCAUGUUUCGUUUAACCAGAAGUUGUCAAUCUGAAGUUGCGAUUACAAUGACAUCGAAAAUAUUGCAGAAAUACUGCAGAAAAUGACAUAUACACCAACUCGCUUUGAGAAAUAUGUGUCUUUAAGAGACUGAAAAGGACAUCAACUGUACCAGCUCUCUAAUUACAUCAGGCACAUACACUAAUGACAUUGCCUUCAGCGUCCCCGGACUAAUUAACAGGUUGUCCCAUCUCUGAAUCAACAUUAUAUUUGAUAAUCCAUGUAAGGAAAUGCUAAAAUGUUGUACUUUGCCAUGAUGGGUGAAUGAGCCUUGUCAAUUUGGGGGAAGCACAACACAUCAUAACUCCAACGACAUGUAUGUUGCGUUCAAGAAUGAACAAUAUAACUUAUCGUAUAUCGAGCAAUAAAAUGUAUAUUUUCUACAA